AUGUCUACAGAUAACACUACCAAUGCGGUUCAUGGAUCCGUUCAAGGCUCACCGAGGCAAUCAAGGAGCACAGCGUCCACACCAGGCGCAACUCAACGACGUGUGUGGGAUGUGAUUCAGAAUGGCGGCGUUGCUCCUCGCGCGCGAGUGGGACCCAAUCGAGAACAAUAUGCGGAGGAACCUAGCAUUGACGAAGCCAUCACUCAAUUCGAGAAGCAAUACUAUUCCGGACAACCCAAGUCACUUUCCGGAAUCGCAUUGCGAUCAUUCCUCGUCGGCAUCGUCCUCACAGUUUCCACCUUCAGUACCCUCUACCUUUUCUUCGUCACCGAUUCUAUCUUCUGGCGCGUUCCCUUCUUUAUUUCGUCCCUCGCCAUCUUCCACUUCCUCGAGUUUUGGACCACGGCCAGAUACAAUACACCUGAAGCAUCCAUUUCCUCCUUCCUCUUCAGCGGCAAUGGAUCCGCAUACAACAUUGCACACAGCGCCGCCAUCACCGAGUUCCUCAUUACUAACACAUUCUUCCCCAACGGCUCUACAUACACUAUUUACGGCUGGCCCUUCCCUCCCUCCAUCGCAUGGUUCACCCCACUUCAACAAAGCAGCAUUCUGAUUCUCGGGCUCCUCCUCAUCUUCCUCGGCCAAACCAUCCGUUCCGUCGCCAUGAUCCAAGCCGGCAGGAGCUUCAACCACAUUGUGCAAUAUACGAGAUCACGUUCGCAUACGCUUGUUACCAAUGGUCUAUACGCAUGGUUGCGCCAUCCCUCAUAUUUUGGAUUUUUCUGGUGGGGAUUGGGUACGCAGUUGGUUUUGGGCAACUUUUAUUGUUUUGGGGGGUAUGCAUUUGUGUUAUGGAUGUUUUUCAAUAGGAGAAUAAAGGGCGAGGAGGCUUUGUUGGUCAAGUUCUUUGGGGAUGAGUAUGUUGAGUAUAGGAAGAGGUCAUGGGUGGGAAUUCCGUUCGUCUAG
This is a messenger RNA of Sclerotinia borealis F-4128, 966 nucleotides long. Lineage: Eukaryota; Fungi; Ascomycota; Leotiomycetes; Helotiales; Sclerotiniaceae. The record is from the annotation of a GenBank genome assembly.